AUGGCGGGCCACGGAGGACACGACCACGACGCGCUCUGGGCCAAGCUCUGGGAGCUGGAGCUGCAGCUCGCGGCGUACAAGCUGCUGCACGCCGCGCGGCGCGGGGAGGAGGACGACGCGGGCGCGGACGGCGUGCGGGAGCCCGCGGGGGCCGACGCCUGCCGCCGCGGCAGGCAGUACGACGCCUACAUGCGCCGGCGCGACGCCAGGCGCGUGUCCGUCGCCGCGGUGCACAAGACCCAGCAACAGAAGCAGCAGAGGCAGAGCGGCGUCACGCGCGCCGGCGGAAGGCCGAGCCCGCUCACCAUCAAGUGCGCUGCUCGGGACACACCGCAGGUGAGGAGGACGGUGCCGUCGGGAGUGCCCGCUGCGGCCACCCCGAGGAAGGAGCACGGCGCUCUGCCACUGCCCAGGAGCAGGACGGUGAGCAGCGCCACGCCGGAAGCGAGGCCGCAGUCGCACAGAAGGCGGAACAGCGUCGGCGGCGGCCUGGUCGACUGCGCCACGCCGAGGCCGUUCCUCAGGCGCGGUAGCGGGACCGGCGGCGCGAUCGGGAACCUGCGGUCCCCGAGGGUGCACGACCUUCCCAGCGGCAGCCCGAGCCCGAGGCGGCCGCCGCAGGACCAGUUCGUCCCAAAGGUGGCGGCCGGGCGCCACCUCCGGUCCGUGUCGGAGCUGCCGCUCCACGCGACGGUGGAGUCCCCGAGGUGGGCGGAGACGCCGCGGCCGGCCCAGUCACGGGCCAGGAAGCGGUGGGGCAGCCUGGAGAGCCCGCCGCCGGUGAUCUUCUCGGCCCCGGCGGCCAACCCGCACAUGGACCUGGCCAAGGGGCUCCGCAAGCUGCUGAGCUUCGUGAGGAAGGGCAAGAGCAGCGAGCAUCGGCGCUCGGACGGCGGACGUGAAUCCGGCGACGGGAAGCCCGUGAAGGGGUGGACAGCUUGCUCCGUCCUUGAUGGCCCGUUCGAACGUGCGAGCCUGGAGGAGCACCGGUUCUCCAUGACACGGGCAGUCGGCACCUCCGGAUGA
Messenger RNA from Triticum turgidum subsp. durum (durum wheat), 1026 nucleotides. Lineage: Eukaryota; Viridiplantae; Streptophyta; Magnoliopsida; Poales; Poaceae. The record is from the annotation of a GenBank genome assembly.